Molecule: messenger RNA, 2018 nt
Organism: Racocetra persica
Lineage: Eukaryota; Fungi; Glomeromycota; Glomeromycetes; Diversisporales; Gigasporaceae
Source: the annotation of a GenBank genome assembly
ACGCGACCCUUGGCUUUGACCAUAUUUACAUUACAAAUGUUUCAGGUCGGCCAGGAAAAUAUGAAAAAUUAAAAUUAAUGGAAAAUGAAUUAAAUUUAACAUUCGAUUUCUUUCCAACCAUUUCCCAAUUUGAUAAUGAAUCGCAACCAUUACAAAGAGCUUAUAUUAAUCAUGUUAUUUAUCAAUCAAUUGUGGAUCAUAAUUAUAGAAGCGCAUUAAUUUUAGAUGAUGAUAUAGAUUUUGAAUUUAACAUCAAGUCAAUUAUGACAGAUAUUCAUCGCAUAUUACCAACUAAUUGGGAAAUUCUAUAUCUUGGUCAUUGCAGCAAUUGGGAAGGGAACUCAGGUGAUCCUUUGCCAAAUUACAACCAUGGAAAUUCUAUUUAUAAACUUUUUAUAUCUAAUAGGCCAUAUUGUACACAUGCUUACGCUGUUUCACUUCGUGGUGCUUUUAAACUAUUGAAAAAGCUUGUUAACUUAACGGCUCCAAUCGAUCUUGACUUAACUAAUAUGAUUACUGCAAAUGAAAUUACCUCAUAUACUAUUAUACCACCGGUUAUAUCGAGAUGUCAUAUUUCUGAUGAUCCAACAAAUCUCUAUCCAGGAAGAAAUACAUUAGACUUGUACUCUUUAAAGAAUUCCACUUUACAUUCUCUCGGGCUUAAUUAUGAUUUAAAUAAUACUCUCGGCUUUAGUCACAUUUACGUUAUUAAUCUUAUAAAUCGGCGAGAUAGACGCGAAAGAUUAGAAAUUUUGGCGAAAAAACUUAAUUUAAAAUUCGAAUUUUUCCCUGCUGUCUCUCGAGAUGAUGAAAAUGCGCUCAAAGAACUUGCUCGAGAAGACUCUUAUUUAAACCCAUCUCAAGUUGCUUGCUAUCUUAGCCAUUAUAAAGUCUACCAAUCAAUAAUUCAUAAUGGAUACGAUAGCGCUUUGAUAUUAGAGGAUGACGUAGAUUUCGAACUUAAUAUCGCAUCAAUUAUAUCAGAUAUAUAUAGAUUUUUGCCUUCCAAUUGGGAUAUCUUUUUUCUUGGUUAUUGUAGCUAUACUGAAGAUUCCGGUAGUCUAUUAGAUGGCCAAAAUAUUUCAUCACCUUAUAAAAUACAUAAAUCUCAUAUACCAUAUUGCCUUCAUGGUUACGCCGUUUCACGUGCUGGCAUACUCAAAUUAGUAAAACAACUUGACCCAAUAACUGACACAAUUGAUGCAAUAAUGGUUUAUUUAAUUCAGUCAGGAUAUCUUGACUCUUAUUCUCUUGUACCAUUGGCAAUGGUACAGUGGCGUUCUUCUGUUAAUCCAUCAAGCAUUUCUCCUGAAUUUAGAUAUCAUUAUUUCAUCUCUUUACAGCAUUCUGCUUUAGAGCAAUUUGAACUUAUUAAAGAAACUAAUAAUACUCUUGGAUUCAAUAAGAUUUACCUCAUUAAUUAUGAGGACGAGCCGGACUAUCAAAAGAUUGUUGAAAAGUUAUCAAAAAUGUCUGAUAAAUUAUGUUUAGUUUUUACCAAUUUCAAUGCUACUUCCUCUUAUUCAAGUCAUUAUGAAAUCUACAAAUCAAUUAUCAAUGAUGAAUAUGGUAGUGCUUUGAUUUUAGAAGGAGAUAUGGACAUUGAACUUAGAAUCACAUCAAUUAUGGUCGAUAUACAUCGAAUUUUACCUGCUGAUUGGGACAUUAUAUAUCUUGGCUAUUGUAAUAAUUCUGAAGGUAAAUCUGGUGAACCUUUACCGGGCAGCAAUAAUAAUUCACCUGUUUAUAAGUUAUUUAAAUCCGAGAUGCCAUAUUGCACAUUUGCCUACGCCGUCUCACAUGCCGGUGCUCUUAAGUUAUUAAACAAACUUGGCAGCUCAACAAAAUCAUCACUUGAUGUAGAACUAGUUAACAUUAUUCAAUCGAGAGAAAUCAAUUCAUAUACUCUUGUACCACCAAUUAUCGUUAAAUCCGGAAAAUCAUAUUCCGAUAAAGAAAUUCCUGACAUACAUAUUUUAAAAAAUUCUACUAGUAAAUAUUUUAAAUUAGAUGUAUAG